Paraphaeosphaeria sporulosa is the source of this 887-nucleotide messenger RNA. RefSeq lists its product as uncharacterized. The record is from RefSeq and is a predicted model, not a curated record. The transcript has a single exon. Lineage: Eukaryota; Fungi; Ascomycota; Dothideomycetes; Pleosporales; Didymosphaeriaceae. Bases 224 to 673 code for a protein of 149 amino acids.
GAAUACUUGGAUAUAGCGAGUAUGCCCCCACGUACACACGUACCCGACAUGGUGAGUAGUGACGACAGAUGAGUGAACAGUGUCGAAAUGGACCAAAGACAGCUUGGACUGCAAACAAGCUUCGCCUCCAUUUGCGGUGAGGACAAAGAGGCGCCAAUGCUGGUGUGCAGACUGUCUUGAGCACAAGAGCUUGGCAUCAGUGAAGUACGAGUGCGCCUGGCAAAUGAGGAGUAAUGUGGAUGCGAAGUUGGAGAAGGUCGCCUCGCGCCGAGUGACGUCUGGUGCCGUGUUCCGAUUUGAACGGGCUUGGGCCAUCGAAGUCCCGGCGAUAGGCGGGGCCGCUAGAGGCGCAGAGACACUAGCGCCUGCCAAGGUGCAAGAGCGGAACGCCCAGCAUUCCCGCGCCGUUGCCAGUCGCCCCCCUCCAGCUCGCAUCGAGACCCCGCUGCGUCAUCGGUUGCGGACAGAUGCAUCGACCAGCACAGCGCUGAGCUCUCAAUUCUCUGAGAGCGUCCUCGUGUCUCUGGCCCGCUGCGGCCGUCAGCGCCGUGGUGGCAUCGCAACUCGAACGUCACCAUGCCGUGGUGAAGAGCUUCUUUCCGCCCGGAGGCUAAUUCUUGGUGCCACGACCCAGCCGCGAAGUCCCCGGACCAGUCCCAGCCUCCAAAAGUAGCGUACACCAUGCCAAGAAGUGGGUACAUACAUGUUCUUGGCUGCGGUCAUACACUUUCCCGAGCCUUCUCCAGCAUGUGGUUAAAUGGGUCGAGUUCCCCCCGCCCAUCGAUUGCUUGUCUUCCUUAGAAAUCCUUUGUAUUCAGUUUCCCACCACUCGCUAUGGGAAAGAAGGCUCAGACUCUAGAUGGUCAUGUAUCCGGCCAAGCCAACAC